AUCCCUACGCUGGUAGGAUCCAUUAAUGGUACAAGCAGCAUCCUGCAGCACAAUGGUCGCAGGACGGUGAGCGCGCAGUGAUUCAGCAUCGCAACGCAGCCUUCCGCUCUCUAUUUUCAUUUUAUUCGCGUUUAUUUCCUUGUGACCGUUUUUCGUCCUCAUCGUGAUCUUUAAAACCGUGGCCUGCCGGGAUGCUUUGAAUAGGACUAGACUGUCACCGGACCGGGAUCGUCGGGCAUCUGGCACGGAAUGGUAUUUAUGAACAGACAUUUCUUAUAUAACUGCAGUGCUCCCGUCCUGGAUGUGAAGAUUGCCUUUUGUCAGGUGUGUGUUCCAUACAGGUCAAUUAAAAGGGGUUUGGCAAACAAGUUGAUGUUUCUUACAUUGCCCAGCAUUACAACAUGAGCAAAAGCAAAGUGGACAACCAGUUCUACAGUGUGGAAGUAGGAGAUUCCACCUUCACGGUUCUCAAACGAUACCAAAAUCUAAAGCCCAUCGGUUCUGGGGCUCAGGGAAUAGUGUGUGCUGGAUAUGACGCAGUCCUGGACAGAAAUGUGGCUAUUAAGAAACUCAGUAGACCCUUUCAGAACCAGACUCACGCCAAAAGAGCAUACAGGGAGCUGGUGCUUAUGAAAUGUGUCAAUCACAAAAACAUCAUCAGCUUAUUAAAUGUCUUCACACCACAGAAGUCUUUAGAGGAAUUUCAAGAUGUUUAUCUGGUUAUGGAGCUGAUGGACGCAAACCUUUGUCAGGUGAUUCAGAUGGAAUUGGAACAUGAAAGAAUGUCCUACCUUCUCUAUCAGAUGUUGUGUGGAAUCAAACACCUGCACUCAGCCGGCAUCAUACACAGGGAUCUGAAACCUAGCAAUAUUGUGGUGAAAUCCGAUUGUACGCUGAAGAUCUUGGACUUUGGGCUGGCGAGGACCGCCGGCACUAGUUUUAUGAUGACCCCCUAUGUAGUGACGCGAUACUACAGGGCUCCAGAAGUCAUUUUGGGAAUGGGCUACAAGGAGAACGUGGAUAUUUGGUCAGUUGGUUGCAUCAUGGGAGAAAUGGUGCGCCACAAAAUCCUGUUCCCCGGCAGGGACUAUAUCGACCAAUGGAAUAAGGUUAUAGAGCAGCUCGGCACGCCCUCUCCCGAGUUCAUGAAGAAACUGCAGCCAACUGUGCGUAACUACGUGGAAAACAGGCCAAAAUACGCCGGCCUGACCUUCCCGAAACUCUUCCCAGAUUGCCUCUUCCCUGCAGACUCCGAGCACAACAAACUCAAAGCCAGUCAGGCCAGAGACUUGUUGUCUAAGAUGCUGAUCAUUGAUCCCGCCAAGCGGAUAUCUGUGGACGAGGCUCUGCAGCACCCCUACAUCAAUGUGUGGUAUGACCCGGCUGAAGUGGAGGCAGCCAGGAAUCAGCACAUAUCUAUGCCUCCUCCACAGAUCUAUGAUAAACAGCUAGAUGAGAGGGAACACUCGAUUGAUGAAUGGAAAGAGCUCAUCUAUAAAGAGGUGAUGAACUUUGAAGAGAGAACUAAGAAUGGUGUGGUGAAGGGACAGCCCUCUCCCUCAGGUGCAGCCGUGAAUAGCAGCGAGAGCCUCCCUCCCUCCUCGUCCGUCAACGAUAUAUCCUCCAUGUCCACCGACCAGACCUUGGCCUCCGACACCGACAGCAGCCUGGAGACCUCCGCAGGACCGCUGGGGUGCUGCAGGUGACUAACCGCCUGCCUGCGCAACCCCAUGUUCUUCAGAAGGUGAACGGCGCGCGCAAACCCCACCGAUCUGCGAGCUGUCAAAACGUAAAAGAUAUGAAAAUGUGGUUUCCAAAAAAUACAUCUAAACGUAAAAUAUCUACCAUCGAAUUACAAGUAUGCAUUUUCAUUCAAAGAAAACGACGUCUGAAUAUGUAUAUUUAACGUUACGAAUCUUCGCUAGUUGCUUUGAAUCCCCCUCAUAUGGCAUUUCAAAAAAGAGAAAAUAAAAUAGGAGGUACAGUCACCGGGCAUCUCUGUAAAGUGUACAUUUUGACUGGCUGAUAUCUAACACUUUGCGAAUUUCUGUGCUUUAGUGGAUGUGGCAGGGUGGGCUUUUAUUUUAGUCAGCACUGUACAAUAUCGACCACCUAUUUUCGUUCUUGAUGUGAUGGUUUUUCGCUCGUGCGUACAUUUCUGGGCGGUUUCGGACAGGCUGGUGUGUUCAAUUUAAAGUGGCGCCCCCUAUCUUUUGUAUAUAUGUAAUUCUGUACAGCAGCGAGGCAAUGGGACUGUCGGCCAGUAGAGGGAGUACCUGCGCACCUUGCCACAUCACAGCUGUCACCUGUUCCCUUUUGCCUGUAGUCUUGCAUGGUCAGAGAAAAACGUAAUAAGCUAACAUAUACGAAUAUAGAGAAUCCUUGUUUAUAUAACAUUUAAAUGAAGCGGAUUUGGGAAUGAGCGUGGGGCGGUUUUCUCGCUCAAUAGGAAGCCAUUGGGGGGGUACAGCGUCCUCUCUCACUCUCCCAGCUUUGUAUAUUAAGGAUCAUUUUCAACAGUCCUGGCUUCGUAUUUGUGAAACUCACCCUAUCUACGCCCCGCCUCAUGGGCGGGGCCUUGCAUGCUGUAACUUCACCACAGAACGCCACAUUCGGACGUUUCUGUGUGCCACAGAUUUGUGUUGAAGGGGGCGUUCCAUCGCCAACGCGUUGCUGAGACGAACGCAGGUUGAAAGCAUGUGUCUCAUCCUCACCCCCCCCUCUAACAUUUCGUUCCCCGUUUGCAUCCGCAUACACUAAUCUCAUUCCUCAAAUCUGUGUUGUCUGAACUUGCUUACUACCUAGACACGGAGCAUAUAGUUAAUAAUUUCAUAGUAGGAGUUUAUUUAUGAAACCUAUUUAUUGUUGGAGCCUGAAUUUGGGAAGUGCCUUUGAUAUAAUGCAGUUUCCUCUCAUAAAACACAAAUAGGCCUACAGUAACAGUUCUGAAAGGGAAUCUGUGGAGGUGUUGCCCAGGUGGUGACUGUGUCACUGAUGGUGUCGGAUGUGCAAGGUCUGUUUACCCAAUCCCCCAAAAGACCCCCGUUCGUGUCAAUUCUUUAGUGUAGAGAUUUGUUUGUUAAUUCGGUUUUCUGAUCGAAGUCACUGUAAGUUUAGACUUGAGAACAAGGUCCAGACCCCAGAAACUACAGUGACCCCGAAAGUAUUUGGACACUUUAGCCAAAACGUAAAAAUGUCAGUUGCACUUGAUACGAAACAUCAAACCAAGUCUGCGUUAAAACUGAUUUUACUUUUCUGAUUUUCGCAGUUAACGUUGAACUGCUACCAAAAUUAUGAUUCUUUUUUUUGUUGAAAUGGAUGUAACAACAGGUGUAGUUAUAUACAUUACCAUAACUAAAAAAGUUUGAUAUUUUGUUAUCUACAUUUUAAUGCGUGGUUUAAAUGUCCACAUUUUUGGGGACACUGUAUUUUCCGUCAAUGUAACCCAAGUUAUGUAGUUUCAACUUUCAAACGCACACAACUGAUGUUUUUAGUAAUAGGUUAAGAUUAGCUUCAUUGAAUAAACAUAAUGAAGAACAACUGAAAAUAUAAUAUUUAAGUUGUACGCUUUUGUUUUGUAUUUGUCCAGUAUGAUCUGUGUACUAAAACAUUUAAAUAAAUUAAAUUGUUUUUGUAACUUAAAUCAUUUGACCUUUUAUUGCCCUACUCUCAUGUUUUUUCUGUUUAUUGUUUCAAUUGUCAUUUAUAUUUUUAAUAACACAUCAGUGUGUUUUGCGUUACCGUUUACCUUAUUCCACUAAGGUACAUGCUUGUGUUUGUUUUGAUCUUUGAAACACCUCAAAAGUAACUUUGCUCAGUUUCCUUUUUAGUUGAAUGACAAUCAAGUCACACUUCUGAAAUCAUUCAUCGACCCUUAUUUGCCAAUUAUUUUACUAAAUAAAAUAAAAUCGUUCAGGUGCUCCUCUCUUAAGUGUAAAAAACACCUCACGAUUUUGAAAGCCAUUCAAUUCUUUGCAAACGUUUGUGCAAGAAUAGUACCACAAAACCCAAAUUGCCAAUUUUUUGCCAUAAGAAUCAGCAUCAAAUUUUCAUUCGUACAAGAAGCCAUCAGAUACGAUACAAAUACAUAUCAUCUUUGAAGGACAGAGGGGUUCUGGGAGGUCUCCGGUCUCUUCUUAUUUGGCUGCUGACGAUUUUACAACAGGGUGGACACGUACACGUAAACACAGUAGCUUUUGUAUUUCAAUUGUUAGAAUUCAAUACUAAUUGUAAAUGGUUGCGUUGUGUAUCAAAUCUGUUGAUUGCAUUUCAUUUUAGAAUAGACGGACAAAAAUGUGAUUUGUCAUCUUGCAUUUUAUACUGGUUAUUUUACAACGAAAGGACCCGUUUAUGGAUAGCCGUUGGGUCACACACAAGGGUUAAUUUCUGAAUUCAACUUCUAUUUGGAAAAUGGCACUAUUUAACCAGUCGUUAUGAAAUGUGAACAACUGAUCAAUUGCUGAAAGGUCUUGCGUAAAAUGUUGGAACAAGUAUCCCAUGGUGAUGCAAGUCAAACGGUUGAAACUGUUGGGAUCAUUUGUUAGAAUGCAUUGAUUAAUGUGGAUGUCAACACUGAAUGUUCAACGUACUUUUCACACUGUUAUAACCCUGCUUCGGUCGUCACGGCGACUUUAAUGAAACCAUUAUACUGUAUAAUGGACGCUGGUUUCAUUAAAGUCACAUCAAUAAUGUCACGUAUAAUACUUACAACUCAAAAAUCAAUCAGUGAUAUAAUGUGAUGUCGCAAUAUGGUAAAAAGUACUGAAUUGUAGGAAUGAAUUAACCGAAGUGCUGUAUUGUAAAGUUUGACUUUGUCUUGUAACAGUGAAGGUGCAGUUUAUGAGCAGGAACCUUAAGAAUGAAAAUGUGCUAUUAUGAUGUCAUAAUUGAACUGAUUGGUCAAGGUGGUGACCGUAUAAGAAACAUCACGUGCACUUACAAACAGAAUUGUAUAACUUAUUCCCAUUAUUUUUCCUUUUCAAUCGGAUUAGUCAUAAUUGUCCUAUGUAGAUCCCUCAUUAUCUAAUCUUAUAUUGUCGUCAAAUAAACGCAUGUUCACUGGACAAAACAAUCCAAUAGUUCAUCUGUCAUAUUUGAAAUGAAAGUCAUAUUAGUGCAUAUUUUAUUGAAAACGAACUGCACAAUGUAUACACCAUUGAUCAAAUCAUUUCAAACAAACACAUAAAGCAAUACAAAAAGCACUGUUCAUUGCCUCCUGUCACAUUUUCUGUCUUUCUUUCUUUCUUUUUUUAGAAAGGUUACUCGGUGUCAAGUGUCACAGUAGUGCAAUAACACGACUCUAAGUGUGGAUUAUGGAUUGUUUUCCUGAUCAUGAAUUCACACCAUGUGCUACAGUUAAUGCGAUGAGUCUCAUGGUGACGUUCAGAGAGAGAGAGAGAGAGAGAGAGGUUUAAAACUUCUCUUUCUGUUCUGUCAGUGAGGCGUUGUUAUUGAGAGUCUAAGAUGGAGACUGAGGUUCUUUACGAAGUGCUUUUUGAAAUGUAAGCCCAUUUCACACGUCCUGCUCCAGGCUGUUGUUUUAAUCAAAUUAUUCUCAAAAUGCAAGAUGAGAUGGUUGGGAAAAAAUACAAAUACAAAUUAAAGAUUUAAACAGCACUGAUGGAUUGCUGUUCGCACCCAACGUUUUAAAGGUUCUGUGUAUGUAAUAUAAAUAUCUGUAUGUGACUGAAAAUAAACAACCUUUGCCC
Triplophysa rosa is the source of this 5708-nucleotide messenger RNA. It is a transcript of the gene mapk10, whose product is annotated as mitogen-activated protein kinase 10. The coding region runs from base 402 to 1706 and encodes 434 amino acids. Gene Ontology annotation, biological process: protein phosphorylation; JNK cascade. The record is from RefSeq and is a predicted model, not a curated record. NCBI's taxonomy places the organism in Eukaryota, Metazoa, Chordata, Actinopteri, Cypriniformes, Nemacheilidae. Gene Ontology annotation, cellular component: cytoplasm; nucleus. The transcript is spliced from 14 exons. Gene Ontology annotation, molecular function: JUN kinase activity; ATP binding.